[Torrubiella] hemipterigena is the source of this 3292-nucleotide messenger RNA. Lineage: Eukaryota; Fungi; Ascomycota; Sordariomycetes; Hypocreales; Clavicipitaceae. The record is from the annotation of a GenBank genome assembly.
GCAGUAGGAAUGAAUUGGAUAGUUAUGUAAUGCUAAAAAGAGAGAGAGUUACAGUUCGAUUGAUCAACACAACCUAUAGAAAAAUCCCUUGUCCCAGGGAAUCACAAUUGGUAGGGAGAUUGCGCCAAGCGCCAAUCACAGCCGUCAACCUGUCUGUACAGAGCUUUAUCCACUGGAGAAGGCACCACUAAGCAAACGGUGAGACGUCUCCGCCGCUUUUACCUUUCUCACUACGCAAACUUGACCCUGUGCUUGCCCAUACGCCAACCGGCCAGAUUCACCACAGCCCUAACCAACACCCAGACUGCUCGACCCUGUUUGUAUACGAACCGUAUAAACAGAACCGCUCUGCACCAGCACGCUGUCAUCCUGCACAAGAUCCCGUGACGAGGCAAUCGACUAGCGUAUGCCCCUCACUGCCCUACCACCCACUCGCUUGCGUCCUCCGCCAUCAAGCAGCAUCUUUGCUCGCCACCAUGUCUAACCUAUUUUCCGGAAUGUAAGUCUAUUUUCUAAAUCAUCAUAUACAUCAUAUAGCACCAACAUACAGCAUUUGACAUGCGUUCUACCUGUCGUGCAACCUUUCGCCCGCGCCCCUGAGACGUCCUUGCCUCCAGUGCGGGGCUCGAUGCGGUCAACAACAGCAAGCGGUCAGAGAUACAAGCAGAGGAAUUCAACAGGACAGUAACCUCGUCAGUUUAGAGCUUCCGACCAACUCUCAAUGUGGCGUUGUACAAUGCCGUGAAUCUAGCGUAUUUGCUAAGAUCGACGGACUGUGACGACUGCCCUUGAUAACGAACUUGCCACACGACAACACGCCAUCCCAGCGACUAUUAUAUAUCUGCGGAUUUUACCCACGCGUGCUACUGCAUCUAGAUUUGCCUUGCAGCUACAACGUGUGACUAACGUAUAUUGUUUUCAAUAGUAACGCCCGAUUUAGAGGCGGGGCUAACAAAUCGCCCGGACCCCAAAAGAGCCCAAGUCCUUCGAGUAGCGGCCCUCUCCCGCCUCCAGAGACACAGCUGCCAGGAAGCCAGUCAUCAUCAAGCAUAGCGCCGAAAGUACCACCUCUCCCCAACUCGCCUUCUCUCGCCCAAACCAUCGGUAUGGAUGAAUCAAGUGGCUCUAUUCAGAGCGGCGACGACAUCAUCAACUCGUACCACCUCCCCCGACCACUGCCGCUUUGGCUCAAUGCCAAUUGCGCUAAACACAUUGUCAAGGGAAAUUUCAUGACUUUGAGUGCCAGGCCGAAGACUGUUGAACAAGGAGAGUGGGUCGCCCAUCAGAUUGUCGAACACUAUCGCAACUUGUGGAACUUUGUCCGCGUCGUGCACGAGAAAGAAGAUGAUGGCUCUACAAUUUGCAACUCGGCUUCGUGCCCUCGAACAUCUGCUGGAGCCAAUCAUUCAUUCACUUGGCUUAACAAACAGCGUGAACCGGUCGAACUCCCAGCGUACGAAUAUAUGACCUUAAUGCAGAGAUGGAUCUCUGGCAAGAUUGAUGACGACCGCAUGUUUCCCACCGAUCCCCAGGGAGUGUCCUACGCACAAACUGCAUCGACUCCGUCAUCAGCCUCCCUCUCACAGCUCUCUAACCCUGGAGAUCCUGAGUGGUUUGGAAAGCGAUCUGGGUUCCCCGAAAACUUCAUCGAGGUCUGCCAGAUGAUUUUCCGCCAAAUGUUUCGCGUUUACUCGCACCUGUACUGGUCUCAUUUCACAGAGCCUUUCUAUCACCUCAACCUUGAAAAGCAGCUGAACAGCUGCUUUUCUCACUUCAUUCUUACAGCAACUGCCUUGGAUAUGCUGCAACAGUCUGAGCUUGAGCCAAUGCAGCCUUUGAUUGAUCUUUGGGCCGCAAAUGGCACAUUCCCCCCCGAGUCCAAAGCCUACGAGUAUGCCAACUGCCGCGCAGGUGAACGAUUGUUGCAAUUAGCUGGUAUUGCACAGUAGUAAAUGAUAGUCGCAACAGCCAGGGAUAUUGAAAAGCGGAGCGGAUUUGAACUUUGAAUGAAGCUAUUAGAAGGUGAUGAUAAAGAUGCAGAGUAGCUGAUGCAACGACUACCAUAUAUAUUUUGGCGCUUCCUAGUAGACUUAUCUACCGUGUCUGGAGGGAUCCCCCAGAACAUCCUACGACCCUAUACCGUCUAUUUCGAAUGCAAGUUAUCUGUGCCCUCCAUUGAUCAUGUCGUAAACGGACUUGAGAUCGGUUGAAUGAACAUUAAUAUGUUACUCCUUGAGCACACUGGACUUUGCGCAUUUGGUGAGGCAUAUUACACAGUCGCUUCAUGCUUCGCUGCUGUCUAAUUCAAGCUGUUCAAACGUUGCGGAGCUUGCGUGACAGAGUUGAGAUGUUGAUCAUACGUUUUCCCGAUGUGUUCAACUCCAAGAAUAUACCUACCAAGCUGAUCGAGUAUCUGAAAACGUUGGCAUAAUCGCACAUUCAAUCUUAAAACUAUAAUGAAUGUCGCUCUGUAGCCUCUGGACGCAUUUGACAUCUACUAUGCUGGGAUGUGUCUUAAAGAAGGCGAUUCAAAGGGAUUUAGUCAUCGCUUGGACUCUCUGUUUCUGAAUUUUCCGAACUGGAAAGCCUCGCAAUCGUAUCUAGCGUAGAAGCAACUGGAUCAUUACAAUGAGACCGGCGAACUACGAUCAUGUCUCAAAGGUCAUCAGGAAACUAAAGGCUGGCUUUAUCGGAACAAUGCUCAGGCCGCUGCGAAAACCGAUUCUGAGCGCUUACCAUUUUUCUAAGUGAAGUGGCGAGUUAGCGACACAUGCCCUCGAGAAAACUACCUCUGGCUUUGCCAACCACCUGUAGCUUGGGUCGUUACAAGGCUAGCUGACUUUGUCCACCGCUGCCCAGGACCCCAGAUUGAUGAACAGAUUCAUAAUUUUACUUGUUGGAGCGGGUUGUAAACCAAAAAAAAGCCGAUAAUCCACAUGCUCCGCGAUAAGCAACAUGGGGCAGCGACCUUGUAGGGAUCAAAGCCAGUCUUGGUGCCUGACGCUCAACAUAAUGAAUGACCUCACAGUUGGGAGCCAGAUAAAUAGAGAAGAAAGGAGGGAUGGAAACCUGACCAAACAGAAUACCGGAGACAUGGCCGCACAAUAUGCGGCCAUGUGCUUAGUGUGAUAUUCGCCAGUGUGGUUGGCUGGCUGGAUGCAGCAUGGCUGGCGGCUCGGACGAGACAUGUGGCGGGGCACCAAGCCAGGCAACGUCGGCAGAUUAGGACGCAAAAGCCCGCAGGCUGGCGGAUGGUUGAAGCAGAAUGGUACGUGUAUUGAACGACAUCAUU